Heteronotia binoei (common prickly gecko) is the source of this 3835-nucleotide messenger RNA. Its product is annotated as collagen alpha-2(XI) chain-like. Gene Ontology annotation, molecular function: extracellular matrix structural constituent. NCBI's taxonomy places the organism in Eukaryota, Metazoa, Chordata, Lepidosauria, Squamata, Gekkonidae. The record is from RefSeq and is a predicted model, not a curated record.
CUGGCCUUGCGUGGCGCUCCAGGACCAAUGGGAUACACUGGCCGUUCUGGGAUCUUGGGUCCACCCGGCAACCCCGGCUUAAAGGGUGAGCCUGGAGACUUCGGGCCCCAGGGUCGAGCUGGAGCUGACGGGGCCCGGGGCAUGCCUGGAGAAAAUGGGGUCAAGGGCGACCGUGGUUUUGACGGACUCCCGGGCCUGCCAGGGGAAAAGGGACAUCGGGGUGACUCCGGUGCGCAAGGGCUUCCUGGGCCCCAUGGCGAAGACGGCGAGAGGGGAGACGAUGGAGACGUGGGGCCACGUGGGCUUCCUGGAGAACCGGGACCCCGUGGUUUGCUCGGACCGAAAGGGCCCCCCGGAAUCGCAGGCCCCCCGGGCGUGCGUGGAAUGGAUGGACCUCAUGGAUCGAAGGGGAACCUGGGGCCACAAGGAGAGCCGGGCCCUCCCGGCCAGCAGGGAACCCCAGGGACUCAGGGUCUGCCUGGACCACAAGGCGCCAUGGGGCCUCCGGGAGAAAAGGGCCCCAGAGGGAAACCUGGCGUACCAGGGAUGUCUGGCAUGGACGGACCCGCUGGCCACCCUGGAAAAGAAGGUCACCCUGGAAGCAAAGGAAACCAGGGCCCGUCUGGUCCUCAAGGUCCAAUUGGCUACCCAGGCCCUCGUGGCGGGAAGGGCGUUGAUGGCAUCCGUGGAUUGAAAGGGCACAAAGGGGAGAAGGGAGAAGAAGGAUUCCCUGGCUUCAAGGGGGACCUGGGGGUGAAAGGCGACCGGGGGGAAGUCGGUGUCCCAGGAUCCCGAGGUGAGGACGGCCCAGAGGGUCCCAAAGGGCGGACCGGCCCCCCUGGAGAUCCAGGCCCCCUCGGUCUUCUUGGAGAGAAGGGGAAGCUGGGAGUUCCGGGUCUGCCUGGCUACCCGGGGAGACUGGGCCCCAAGGGCUCACAAGGUUUCCCCGGAUUCCCUGGGACAAACGGCGAGAAAGGAGGACGGGGUCUCUCUGGGAAGGCAGGCCCCCGAGGAGAGCGCGGGCCCACGGGCCCCCGAGGUCAGCGCGGGCCAAGAGGAGCCACGGGGAAGCCGGGAGCAAAGGGCACCUCCGGCAGUGAAGGACCGGCAGGACCUCCCGGCGAGCGGGGGCUGCCGGGACCGCAAGGGCCAAACGGGUUCCCUGGACCGAAAGGACCGCCGGGUCCCCCCGGAAAGGACGGGUUGCCAGGCCACCCUGGACAGCGUGGAGAAGUUGGCUUCCAAGGCAAGACGGGCACCACUGGGCCUCCCGGAGUGGUGGGACCUCAGGGAGCUGCAGGAGAAACGGGACAGAUGGGGGAGCGAGGGCACCCCGGACCACCCGGACCCCCCGGAGAGCAAGGCCUGCCUGGACCGUCUGGCAAAGAAGGCACAAAGGGGGAUCCCGGCCCUCCUGGGGGCUUAGGAAAAGACGGCCCAGCGGGACUGCGAGGUUUCCCUGGAGAACGCGGCCUUCCUGGGACUCCCGGCGGAGGUGGUUUGAAAGGCAACGAGGGACCUCCCGGCCCCCCAGGACCUGCCGGUUCUCCAGGAGAGAGAGGAACACCCGGGACCGGAGGCCCCAUCGGUCCCCCAGGAAGGCCGGGGCCUCAAGGACCGCCUGGCCCUGCUGGGGAGAAGGGGGUGCCUGGCGAGAAAGGUCCGCUUGGCCCCGCUGGCCGCGACGGAGUCCAGGGCCCUGUUGGGCUACCCGGCCCAGCAGGACCGCCGGGGGGCUCAGGUGAGGACGGCGACAAGGGCGAAGUGGGCGAUCCAGGGCAGAAGGGGGCCAAGGGCGGCAAAGGGGAGCACGGGCCACCCGGCCCACCCGGCCCGUUGGGACCUGUCGGGCAACCAGGAGCUGCAGGAGCUGAUGGGGAGUCCGGAGCGAGAGGUCUUCAAGGCCACUUUGGGGCCAAAGGGGACGAGGGGACACGGGGGUUCAACGGCCCCCCUGGGCCCAUCGGGUUGCAGGGUCUCCCGGGACCAGCCGGAGAAAAGGGCGAGACGGGAGACGUGGGGCCGAUGGGACCACCCGGACCUCCAGGCCCACGAGGCCCAGCCGGACCUUCCGGAGCUGACGGUCCACAAGGCCCCCCCGGAGGUGUGGGAAACCUUGGCCCCCCAGGGCAGAAGGGGGAGCCAGGGGAGCAAGGAGGACCGGGAGUCACUGGAGAGCCAGGUGGAAAGGGUCCGCGGGGUGAAAGAGGCGAGAAGGGGGAAGCAGGGGCAUCUGGCGUUCCCGGCCCCCCUGGUGGGAAAGGACCAACUGGGGAUGACGGACCCAAAGGGAACCCAGGCCCAGUCGGUUUCCCUGGAGAUCCAGGGCCCCCAGGUGAAAUGGGACCCCGGGGCCAAGAUGGAGCCAAAGGCGAGCGGGGAGAAGAUGGAGAGCCAGGGGAAGCGGGUUCUCCGGGCCCAACCGGUGAGAACGGCCCUCCUGGCCCUCCAGGGAAGAGGGGUCCCGCCGGCACUGCAGGCCCAGAGGGACGUCAGGGGGAGAAAGGGGCCAAGGGAGAACCGGGGGCCCUGGGACCUCCUGGGAAGACGGGGCCGGUGGGACCUCAGGGAACGCCUGGGAAACCCGGACCGGAUGGGCUGAGAGGCAUCCCCGGAUCAGUGGGUGCACAAGGCAAACCAGGAGCCACCGGCCAGGCCGGCCCCCCGGGACCAGUGGGCCCCCCUGGCUUACCUGGGCUGAAAGGCGACUCUGGACCCAAAGGAGAGAAGGGGCACCCGGGUCUCAUUGGCCUGAUCGGACCCCCGGGAGAGCAGGGAGAGAAGGGAGACCGGGGUCUGCCCGGCCCACAAGGCAACAAGGGACCCAAAGGAGAGUCCGGCAUUCCGGGCCCCACUGGCCCCAUCGGUCCUGGAGGGGCCCCCGGACUUCCUGGUCCACCCGGCCUCCCCGGCCCCAAGGGAGCCAUGGGUCAAGCCGGUCCGAAAGGUCAGCGUGGAGUUCCUGGACCCCCCGGACACCCGGGCCCCCCUGGCGAAGUGAUCCAGCCGCUGCCCAUCCAGAGGCCCAAGAAGAACAAGCGAUCCAUCGAUGGCAGCCAGCUCCUCCCGGAGGAGGAGAUGGCAUCCGAUGCAGCCGGCCGCUCCCCCUCGGAGGGCAUGGAGGAGAUCUACGGGUCGCUCAACUCCUUGCGUCAGGAAAUCGAGCAAAUGAGGAAGCCGCUGGGUACUCAGGACAACCCCGGCCGCACCUGCCAGGACCUGCAGCUCUGCCAUCCGGACCUGCCUGAUGGCGAAUAUUGGAUCGACCCCAAUCAGGGCUGCUCGAGAGACUCCUUCAAGGUCUUCUGCAACUUCACGGCAGGUGGCGAGACGUGCGUUUUCCCCAGCCAGGCAACUCAGGAGGUGAAGAUGUCCACGUGGGACCACGAGACCCCCCCGAGUUGGUUCAGCCAGUUCCGGAAGGCAGCAAGGUGAUUCUCCUACGUGGAUGCCGACGGCAACCCCCUGGGCAUCGUCCAGCUGACAUUCCUGCGGCUGCUCAGCGUCUCAGCUCGGCAGAGCUUCACCUACCACUGCCAGCGUUCGGUGGCAUGGCAUAGCCGCGGCACAGCCCCCUGGGGCUACCAGCAUGCCCUCCGCUUCCUGGGCGCCAACGAGGAGGACAUGAGCUACGACAACAGCCCCUACAUCAAGGCCCUGGCUGACGGCUGCGCGAUGCGGAAAGGUUCGGACAAGACAGUGCUGGAGGUGAACACGCCCCGCGUGGAGCAGCUCCCCCUGCUGGACGUGCGGGUGACGGACUUUGGGGAGCCCGGCCAGCGGUUCGGGUUCAAAGUGGGGCCCGUGUGUUUCCUCGGCUAGAACGGAGUCCCUC